Anthonomus grandis grandis is the source of this 1623-nucleotide messenger RNA. RefSeq lists its product as uncharacterized. Lineage: Eukaryota; Metazoa; Arthropoda; Insecta; Coleoptera; Curculionidae. Bases 168 to 1289 code for a protein of 373 amino acids. The transcript is spliced from 5 exons. The record is from RefSeq and is a predicted model, not a curated record.
CGUGGUACCCUACAUUCAUUUUCGCCAUUCUUUUUUGCACGAUCCCUUUGUUUGUUUACAAAUAAAUGGGAUUUCGUAACGAACCAUUAGAGAAAAUAAGCCGUCGAAUUAGCAAACUCGUUUACGUAAAUAGUUCAGUCAGUGCCGCGUUAAAUUAUUGAAUCGUCAUGGAAUAUAUCGCGAGUUAUUUUUAUAAAAGCAAAAAGAUCGAACAGAAGGACAGUCCGCGGGUCGGAGUCCUCGAACUUUACCUGGAAAGGGUUUUAAGGAUUCUCACAUGGGAAUCCACCGAAAAAACUUUAAAGGUGUUCUUUUUGCUUAAUACCCUUUUUUGGGUGAAUCUCAUGAUAAACUUGAGAUUUUAUGGUGUGAUUUCCCUUCUAACAUUAAUUAUAUUUAUCUUUGACAAUGUAGUACGAGAUCGCUUAUAUGCUGAGCAUACUGGACAGUAUGCCAGUAUUAUAGGAGAUUUACGUGAAGGCUUUUACAAUAUGUUCACAAUAAUCGGGUUUCUACGCAGAGAUAGUCCAUUAGUAUUCUACUCUUCAACGGCUCUGUUCUUUAUGACUUUACAAAUGAUUGGUAGAAGCGUCCCUGGGGAAUUCAUCAUUUAUCUGGUAUUUUUAGGAAUAUUUUUCCUACCUGCAGGUUUAUCUCUUCUUCCUGAGCCAGUAAUUGCUUAUAUUCAAACUGUUACUAAGGAACUUGUGACACCAAGACACUUGCUUGCAGAGGAUGAGUUAAUGCCCUUCAUUCAAGAAAAGGACCCCAACACCGAUCCAGAAUUGGAAAGUUUAUUAACCGACAGAUCUCAAGAUUCAUUUAUCAGCAACCUAGCCAGUGGACUGCAAACAAUGCCCUCAUACCUAGAAGUAGCCGGUGUACCGGAUGAAAUCCAAGAAGAAGACUUAAUUCCUUACACCAACAAGCCCGGAGUCACACACUCACCGGGAGACUCAUCUACUGAUUCGGAAUCAGAACAAAAAGGUCUCUUCUUCGAUUCUGACCAUUUUAACGGCAGCUCCUCAGAGGAAGAUUUUACUAGGGGGAUGCCCAGAACGAUUUCCGAGGGACUUCCCCAAGAAUCAGCCCCAAGCAUGUUCAGGAGCAUGCUUAGUACGAUGGGGAAUAAUGUGGUGGUGAACAUGUUCCAGUCGGCGAUCGUUGGAAGUAGCCAGAGCCCUAGUGAGCCCAGACGAAGAAUCGGUAGCGAUAGCGAUAGUGAUUUUGAGAUAGUGAAUGCUGACGAGGUUGCUGAUGGGGGGGCGAGUAUUGAAAAGGAUAAGUAGAAGAUUGGUUUUUUGUAACAAACUUUUAUAUUGGUGGAAUACUUAAGAAAGCAAACACUUGUGUUUAUUUAUUAUAAUAAUGUACAUAUUAUAUCUCAUAAGUUUAUAUUAUAUAAAGUUAGUGGAUUAUGUUGACCCUUAUAUAUUUUCAGAAGUGUUUAGUUACCCAAACUUUUUCAGUGAUAUUAAAGGCUAUGUGUACAACCUACUUAGAUUUAGCGAGCAUAAUGUGCGCUUGUUUUGUAUUUGUGUGCUCUAUUUAAUUAUCUUAGGUUCGUAAGUUAAUACUCUGACUAUCAUAAACGGUUUUUUUUAAAUAAACAUAAAAAUCAAA